AUGAACAUACUGAAUGAGCUCCAACAGGGCAAUGGAAGCCUCAGUGGCUCUGGUUUGGGUAGCGUCCAGGAUUCAGUUCAUUCCUUGAAGAUAAAGCAAGAGCCGUUUCAACUUACGCCUACGUCCUCACUGCCGCCAAUGCAUCAAGUUGGCAAUUUUGUCACGGAUCCAAUGAACAGUACGUGCAUGACGACGAGCCCCAAAGAUCUCAACGUCUCCGUCGGGAGCUUGUCACGUGACUCUUCGGUCGUCGUCACCUCGAGUCUUCACGAUCAUCUACCCUUACACCACAGCCCGGACUCCGUUGUCUCCGUACCGUCGAGCAGUAACGUUCCUCUGGGCUCCUCUCAGCAACAUCAUAAUCGUUCGCUGUCGGGUGCGACGAAGCGAAAGGCCGAGUCGCCGCUCGAGUCGGCAGUCCUGGAGGCUUCGACGAGCAAUGCCGAGGCAGAGGACGGCGGUGCCGGCAGCGGACCGGACAACGGGAGCUGCAAGCGCGCUCGGACGAUCCGCGUGCCGUCGGGUGAUGCGAGUACGACGACAGGCGGGAGCAAUGGGGCCGUGACGGCAACCACGGGGGGUGGUACACAGGGGGAGACCGGCGCUGGGGGCAAUCCAAGCGACACCAAGCCGCCCUACAGCUACGUCGCCCUCAUCACCAUGGCCAUACAAAAUAGCAAGCUCAAAAGGCUUACCCUCAGCGAGAUCUACGCCUUCAUCCAGACCAACUUCCCCUUCUUCGAGAAAAAUAAGAAGGGUUGGCAGAACUCCAUCAGGCAUAAUCUCAGUCUCAACGAGUGCUUCGUCAAAGUGCCCAGGGAGGGUGGCGGCGAACGCAAAGGCAACUAUUGGACCAUUCAUCCGGAGGCCGGCGACAUGUUCGAGCACGGCAAUUGGCGACGGCGCAAGCGCAUGAAGCGCCAUUACCCUAACGCGCCCUACCCCAAGGGCUUGUUCGGCGAUCACUUCCAGUCGGCACACGUGCACCUCGGCGCCUCGAGGACCAUCUUCACCCACUCUCCGCCUGCCUACUCCACCACGGCCUACCCACGUUACGACACAAGUGCCUGGAGCUUACAGCAACAGCCACUGUCAUCGUCUCAUUACAGCUCGUUACAGCUGCCGCAACAAUUACCGAUGCAGUCGAUGCAGAUCCCGACAAUGAACGGCUACAGUCAGAUCAGUUCAUCUUUAGCCUUUCAAGGCAAUUAUCUGGAUGUUCCAGGAAGCACGAGCGGCUCCACGGCUUCGAUGAGCAGUAACUCGUUCGCGGGUGGGUUCGCUACUUGCGCCAGGAGGCACGAUGCCGCUUCCAUGUCCGUUACCGAAGCCGUCUCCAGGUGCUCAUAUUGGCCGGAUAUGGUGAAGGAGGACCCGGGUAACACACCCGUUUCACCAAGCAGUGUCAGCACCGUUGGCGUCGCCUCCAACAUGUACAGCUCGACGACGCCGUCGAGCGUCUCCUCCAUCGCCUACUCGCCCGUCGACUUUCAGACGCGCUCCAAGUGCUACAUGUGA
Messenger RNA from Ceratosolen solmsi marchali, 1518 nucleotides. RefSeq names its product forkhead box protein E4. Lineage: Eukaryota; Metazoa; Arthropoda; Insecta; Hymenoptera; Agaonidae. The transcript has 8 exons. Gene Ontology annotation, molecular function: RNA polymerase II cis-regulatory region sequence-specific DNA binding; DNA-binding transcription factor activity, RNA polymerase II-specific. The coding region runs from base 1 to 1518 and encodes 505 amino acids. Gene Ontology annotation, biological process: regulation of transcription by RNA polymerase II; anatomical structure morphogenesis; cell differentiation. The record is from RefSeq and is a predicted model, not a curated record.